AUGCCAGAUGACUUGAAAAUAUACGCAUCAUGUGUAGUUGCACCCUGUAGACCUGUACUACUCUUCCUUAAAGAACACUGCAUAGACUACUCUUACACUGAAGUUAACGUACUGAAGAACGAACAUCUUACCCCGGAUUUCCUGGAGAAGAACCCUAAACAUACCCUGCCUGUAAUACAACAUAAUGGUGUCUGUAUUUCUGAGGGACCAGCGAUUAUAAACUACCUGCAUGACACAUACAGAGUUCAGAGACUGUCAAAAGAGAUGCAAAGUCAGGUAGAUCAGAUGGUAUCCUGGAGUUGCGAGCAGCUACAUUGGAACAUUGGUUUUAGCUAUGUGUAUCCACAAAUAUACAGCGAGUUCGCGUUAGAAGACAGUACAAGUAAUAACACGCUUAUUGAAACUGGCAUUAAGAAGGUAUGUGAAGAUCUGGACACGAUUGAAAAGUCUUAUCUACACAGUAAUAAGAGUUGGCUGCUAGGAGUAAGAACAACAGCUGAUUUCACAAUAGCAAGUAUCGUCGUCGUGCUCGAACUGGUCAACUUUGAUUUUAAAAUGUGGCCCAAUGUUAUCAGCUGGUUGGAGAGAGUGCGUAGCCUGCCCCACUGGGAGGAAGUUCACAAGUUUCACGACGAUGUAGUGAGACAAAUCAGAGAACAGAACGGUACUUCUGAUUAUCUUUAGAGUGAGAACUGAACGGUACUUCUGAUUAUCUUUAGAGUGAGAACUGAACGGUACUCCUGAUUAUCUUUAGAGUAAGAACUGAACGGUACUUCUGAUUAUCUUUAGAGUGAGAACUGAACGGUACUCCUGAUUAUCUUUAGAGUAAGAACUGAACGGUACUUCUGAUUAUCUUUAGAGUGAGAACUGAACGGUACUUCUGAUUAUCUUUAGAGUGAGAACUGAACGGUACUUCUGAUUAUCUUUAGAGUGGGAACUGAACGAUACUUCUGAUUAUCUUUAAAGUGAGAACUGAAGUGUACUUCUGAUUAUCUUUAAAGUGAGAACUGAACGGUACUUCUGAUUAUCCUUAGAGUGAGAACUGAACGGUACUUCUGAUUAUCUUUAGAGUGAGAACUGAACGGUACUCCUGAUUAUCUUUAGAGUAAGAACUGAACGGUACUUCUGAUUAUCUUUAGAGUGAGAACUGAACGGUACUCCUGAUUAUCUUUAGAGUAAGAACUGAACGGUACUUCUGAUUAUCUUUAGAGUGAGAACUGAACGGUACUUCUGAUUAUCUUUAGAGUGAGAACUGAACGGUACUUCUGAUUAUCUUUAGAGUAAGAACUGAACGGUACUUCUGAUUAUCUUUAGAGUGAGAACUGAACGGUACUUCUGAUUAUCUUUAAAGUGAGAACUGAAGUGUACUUCUGAUUAUCUUUAGAGUAAGAACUGAACGGUACUUCUGAUUAUCCUUAGAGUGAGAACUGAACGGUACUUCUGAUUAUCUUUAGAGUGAGAACUGAACGGUACUUCUGAUUAUCUUUAAAGUGAGAACUGAAGUGUACUUCUGAUUAUCUUUAAAGUGAGAACUGAACGGUACUUCUGAUUAUCCUUAGAGUGAGAACUGAACGGUACUUCUGAUUAUCUUUAGAGUGAGAACUGAACGGUACUUCUGAUUAUCUUUAGAGUGAGAACUGAACGGUACUUCUGAUUAUCUUUAAAGUGAGAACUGAACGGUACUUCUGAUUAUCUUUAAAGUAAGAACUGAACGGUACUUCUGAUUAUCUUUAAAGUGAGAACUGAACGGUACUUCUGAUUAUCUUUAAAGUGAGAACUGAACGGUACUUCUGAUUAUCUUUAGAUUGAGAACAGAACGGUACUUCUGAUUAUCUUUAGAGUGAGAACUGAACGGUACUUCUGAUUAUCUUUAGAGUGAGAACUGAACGGUACUCCUGAUUAUCUUUAGAGUAAGAACUGAACGGUACUUCUGAUUAUCUUUAGAGUGAGAACUGAACGGUACUCCUGAUUAUCUUUAGAGUAAGAACUGAACGGUACUUCUGAUUAUCUUUAGAGUGAGAACUGAACGGUACUUCUGAUUAUGUUUAGAGUGAGAACUGAACGGUACUUCUGAUUAUCUUUAGAGUGGGAACUGAACGAUACUUCUGAUUAUCUUUAAAGUGAGAACUGAAGUGUACUUCUGAUUAUCUUUAAAGUGAGAACUGAACGGUACUUCUGAUUAUCCUUAGAGUGAGAACUGAACGGUACUUCUGAUUAUCUUUAGAGUGAGAACUGAACGGUACUCCUGAUUAUCUUUAGAGUAAGAACUGAACGGUACUUCUGAUUAUCUUUAGAGUGAGAACUGAACGGUACUCCUGAUUAUCUUUAGAGUAAGAACUGAACGGUACUUCUGAUUAUCUUUAGAGUGAGAACUGAACGGUACUUCUGAUUAUCUUUAGAGUGAGAACUGAACGGUACUUCUGAUUAUCUUUAGAGUGGGAACUGAACGAUACUUCUGAUUAUCUUUAAAGUGAGAACUGAAGUGUACUUCUGAUUAUCUUUAAAGUGAGAACUGAACGGUACUUCUGAUUAUCCUUAGAGUGAGAACUGAACGGUACUUCUGAUUAUCUUUAGAGUGAGAACUGAACGGUACUUCUGAUUAUCUUUAGAGUGAGAACUGAACGGUACUUCUGGUUAUCUUUAGAGUGAGAACUGAACGGUACUUCUGAUUAUCUUUAAAGUGAGAACUGAACGGUACUUCUGAUUAUCUUUAAAGUAAGAACUGAACGGUACUUCUGAUUAUCUUUAAAGUGAGAACUGAACGGUACUUCUGAUUAUCUUUAAAGUGAGAACUGAACGGUACUUCUGAUUAUCUUUAGAUUGAGAACUGAACGGUACUUCUGAUUAUCUUUAAAGUGAGAAUUGAACGGUACUUCUGAUUAUCUUUAGAGUGAGAACUGAACGGUACUUCUGAUUAUCCUUAGAGUGAGAACUGAACGGUACUUCUGAUUAUCUUUAGAGUGAGAACUGAACGGUACUUCUGAUUAUCUUUAGAGUGAGAACUGAAUGGUACUUCUGAUUAUCUUUAAAAUGAGAACUGAACGGUUCUUUUGAUUAUCUUUAAAGUUAUUUAAUAUGACUGAAAGAGUAGGAUUGGUUUCAAGAAGUAGCGUGUACAGUGUACACUAGGUAGUAACGUAGGUAUGGAGUGAAUGACGGAUGGCCACUUUAAUGCUUUUAUUUUAGUUCCAAUUUGAUUAAACGCCUUUUGUUAUUAGUUUUUCUGUUUGUCUUGAGGAUUUAGAUGCAAAGAAUUUGGGUUGAGGAUAAUGUGACGGCAUUAUUAUGCAUUUAUAAUUUUUAAUUUAACUAGCGUUAAGUUAAAGGCACAUAUUAAACCUUUGUUUGAUCUCCUAUCAUCUCGCAAGAUUGGCUGAAUGAAUAUCAUCUUUAAUGAAAUUGAUUACUAAUCUGAAAUAUUGAAUUAGUGGUCCCAAUUUAAUUGAAUCGUGGACAAUGUAAAUUUUGGAACUAUCUGUGUUGAUCACAAGGAUUGAUUCAAGUAAUUUGUGUAUUAUUAUCAACAAUCUGGCCCAAAGUCUUUAGUGAUUUGUAAUUGAUUUAUGUAAUAAUUGUGUCGAAUUAUAAUUUAUUCCGAAUUAAAAUUAAUUUCAUGUUCUUGGACGGUGACUUUAAAUCAAAAUUUCAGAAUGAUUGACUAUCAUAAUAGUUGUGAUAUUGAUUAUAUCGGUGUUUGUUUGGAAAUAUUUUAAUAUUUUUCCACCUAAAUUCCAAUUCUUUAAUUUGAAUUUCGU
This is a messenger RNA of Bolinopsis microptera, 3755 nucleotides long. Its product is annotated as inactive glutathione S-transferase D3-like. The transcript has 6 exons. The coding region runs from base 1 to 684 and encodes 227 amino acids. Gene Ontology annotation, molecular function: glutathione transferase activity. The record is from RefSeq and is a predicted model, not a curated record. NCBI's taxonomy places the organism in Eukaryota, Metazoa, Ctenophora, Tentaculata, Lobata, Bolinopsidae. Gene Ontology annotation, biological process: glutathione metabolic process.